AUGAACCAAACAUCUUAUUCACCCAAUGUCAAUGAAAAUAAUAUUGUAUUUGGAGACGUCACAACAAGUGUACAUACUCCACAACAAAGCUAUGAAGGUUACCAACAAAGCUAUGAAGGUUACCAACAAAGCUAUGAAGGUCAACAUGUCAGAAUUAAUCCAAUUCCAAUGAAUGGUUGUUUAUAUAAUUUGUGCCAAUCCCAAAAUUUAGAAAACAAUUCUUUCAAACAAUUCAACAACGAAAAAAAACAAACGUCAUUUGUCAACCAAGAAAAUAGUUUUAAAGGAGAAAUAACACCAGACAUCAUUUAUAAUGAUGUUUUUAAUAUUCAACAAUUGUUGAAUGAGUUUCAAAACCAAUAUAUCACUCGUAGUGAUUAUAUUACAUUUCGUUUAUUAACUCUUACGUUGCAAAGUCUUUUACACAUAACCUUUUAUAUGAAAAAGUUAGAGUCUGAAAAAUUAAUUAAUUCAAAGCCAAGUACUAAUGAAACAAAAGGUAGUGAAUCUAGUAAAACUGAUCUCACAAAGUCAUGCAAAGGUCAAAAAGCUCAUACUAAAGAAGAUGAGAAAAAAUUACAUUCUAGUGACAGUGAAAGUAGUGAUAGUGAAAGUAGUUAUAGUGAUAGUGAUAGCGAAAGUAGUGAUAGUGAGGAUGAAGAAAGUAGUACUGAAAGCGAUUCUCCUAGUGAUAGGGAAAUACGUCGUCAACUGGCUUCAAAACAUGCAAAGGUUCACCCAGUAGGAACAGUUCUAAAUUCAUUUAGAGAAAUUGCUCCUUUAUAUUUGAAAAAAAAAAAUAAAAAGUUUGAAAAGAAACAAGCAAAAGAGUUAUUUUAUUAUAACAAUUAUUCUAAUGAGGAAGAACCAAAGGUUAUUAGAAAUAAAAUAAUUGAAGCAAUGAAUAAUACCAAUAUAUCUCUAUUUAUUCUUACAUUAGACAGUUGUGUUGCUACAUUCUCAAAACAAAAAUCUGAAGCCGAGAAAGGAUGGAAUGAGGAUGAUAGUUUUAAAAUUUAUCAAUUGGUGAAGAAUAGAGAACAAUGUUAUGUUGAGUUAAAGUCUGAAGAACAUAAAAGCUUUGAAAUAAAUAAGAAUCCUCUCUAUGACAUUCUUACAGCCUAUGGUGCAUUUUCUAUUACAGGAAAAUUAGAGAUAUGUUAUAAACCUGAUGGUGAUAUCUCUGGUACUUUGCCAUAUACUGUUGUUGUUCCAAAAGGUAGUAAUCCUCUUGAAACACUUGGAGGUAAUCCAAGGGAUAUUAAAGAAAAAAUUGAACGAAUACUUAUCGUAAAAUGGUACUAG
Messenger RNA from Entamoeba histolytica HM-1:IMSS, 1305 nucleotides. RefSeq lists its product as uncharacterized. The transcript has a single exon. The record is from RefSeq and is a predicted model, not a curated record. Lineage: Eukaryota; Evosea; Mastigamoebida; Endamoebidae. The coding region runs from base 1 to 1305 and encodes 434 amino acids.